Messenger RNA from Branchiostoma floridae (Florida lancelet), 1085 nucleotides. RefSeq lists its product as uncharacterized. Bases 87 to 1085 code for a protein of 332 amino acids. Gene Ontology annotation, molecular function: calcium channel activity. The record is from RefSeq and is a predicted model, not a curated record. Lineage: Eukaryota; Metazoa; Chordata; Leptocardii; Amphioxiformes; Branchiostomatidae. Gene Ontology annotation, biological process: detection of mechanical stimulus. Gene Ontology annotation, cellular component: membrane. The transcript has 4 exons.
GAGCUCCUGCAAUACCUGCCUCAUCAGCUGCUAGCAGAGCAGGAGAUCUCGCCGCGGCCCGCAGCUUGCGAAUUAAAGAACUGCGAAUGAGCACAAUCUUGUGGGACGUCUUCAAGCACUUUCUCGUCGUGGCGGUGGUUUUCUACCUGGCCUUCAGCAGUAUGGACACCCAGGGGUACUACAUGGAAAAAUCGCUCAAAUCUCGGUUUCCCACAUUCCAAAAGAUUAACACUCUUGACAAAGUCUGGACCUGGUCCUACAAUGAACUGCAGAAGGUUCUAUUUGGCCACCCUGGCAGCAAGCUACUCGAUGACCAGUCAUACAGAGUCGGGGCGGCCGCAUUCAAACAGUUUCGAAGCCAAAAAGGACACUGCCGAACUGACGUAGCUACCUUUCCCCACUGCAAGAUAGACUUCUCCUUGAAAAAGUAUGAAAGUGCGAAGUUUGGCGUUGGAUGGCGGGCACUAUCUGACAGUCGUAUCAAUGUAACCGAUCUAACUAUCAAAGAUGCCAAUACAACCGAUGUACCCGAUACCAAUAUCAAUGCAACCUUUGUAAAUGAUACCAAUAUCAAUGCAACCGAUUCAAGGGAGACCAAUAUGACCGCAAGCGUUGAAAUAGAUAAUGAUAUCAAUUCAACCGAAAGAGAAAGAAACCGACGACAGCGAGAUGUUUCAGAUGACUGGGACAUCGGCCAUGGAUCAGUCGAAAAGGAUGACCCAAGCGUCGCGCGUUCCAUGGCGUCAGCAUGGGUCUACACAUCGGGGUCGUCUCUCCCCUACAGCGGGCAAGUGGACACGUACACCGACGGAGCCUACAUGUUCGGAGUCGGCAACGACCCCCGGCAGUCCGUCCUCGCUAUGAGACAUCUACAGGAGAAUGGGUGGCUGGAUGACUUCACUGAAGCUGUUUUGGUCGAGAUAAACGCGUACAAUGCCAACACCAACCUUUUUGCCGUGAUCACUCUUCUGGUAGAGUUUGUAGCAGGUCGUGGGGCGAAAACAAGCCAAGGCAUUCACAUGUUCAAGUUGUAUUCUUAUGUAGGGACGUCCGGGCAACUCAACAUAGCAUUUCAGAGAGGGUAA